Messenger RNA from Rubroshorea leprosula, 1110 nucleotides. NCBI's taxonomy places the organism in Eukaryota, Viridiplantae, Streptophyta, Magnoliopsida, Malvales, Dipterocarpaceae. The record is from the annotation of a GenBank genome assembly.
GUGAAAAAUAUUGGAUAAUACUGUAUUUUCCUGAAAGGGCAAUUGGGGAUUGGCAUUGUUCUUCUGGGUAUGGCGACAACAAUUGGCCUCAGAAGCAUAUCAAGCUGCUCCCUUUUCCGCGCUGGGAAGGCGGCGGCCGUGGCGGUAGCACCGUCGUCGAAUUCAAUCACAUUCAGAUCCCUAUCCAGAUAUCAUUCUCUGCUUCAUCGUCGUCUCAGGGGUGCUCCCUCAUUCUGUACCAGUCCAAAUGCAGACGCGGAGGCCUCCGCUGCCGCCGCUGCUGCCACUACUGCCGUGGCUCCAUCAGAGUCCAGUGACGAUCAGCCGAAGGAUCCAAUAAAGGAUGCGGCUAACAUGCUCGACAUAAGGGUUGGCCGCAUAAUCAAAGCCUGGAGGCACGAGGAAGCCGAUUCGCUUUACGUGGAAGAGGUGGAUGUGGGAGAGCCGGAACCCAGAACCAUCUGCAGCGGCCUUGUCAAAUACGUUCCCUUGGAACAGCUUCAGGAUGCAAAAGUCGUUGUUCUUGCUAAUCUAAAGCCAAGGAACAUGCGCGGUGUCAAGUCUUCUGGAAUGCUGAUGGCUGCCUCUGAUGCCUCCCAUGAGAAUGUUGAGCUUCUUGUGCCUCCUGAGGGCUCUGUUCCCGGUGACAGAAUAUGGUUUGGCAAUGAAGAUGACAAAGAAAAUCAACCUGAACCAACAACGCCCAACCAGGUUCAAAAGAAAAAAGUUUGGGAAACAGUGCAGCCUCAUCUCAAGACGAAUGCAUCCUGUAUUGCAAUGCUCGGGGAGCAUUUGAUGCGAACAUCUGCAGGUGCGGUACUCUCCAAAUCCCUGAAGAAUGCAAAUAUCUCUUGAUCAGUUCAAGACUCGUACCCAACUUCUCAGUAUUUUAGCGCUUGUCCUAAAUGUCAUGAAUUAUUUUUUGAGCUGACUCGCAGAAGGUUGAUGCAACAUUUAGCGCAAAUUAAGUUGGUUGGUUAUUCUACUUUUGUAUGCUCGAUUUUGUUUGGCUGAUUUUACAAAUGUUGUUGCCCUGUGAUUUCAUGAAAGUCUUGCGGUUUCCUGUGAUAAAGCGGGAAGAAAGGAAAUUUAUAAAAAUUUGCGCCUCCG